Molecule: messenger RNA, 1626 nt
Organism: Mixia osmundae IAM 14324
Lineage: Eukaryota; Fungi; Basidiomycota; Mixiomycetes; Mixiales; Mixiaceae
Exons: 11
Coding region: 1-1626 (541 amino acids)
Biological process (GO): sphingolipid catabolic process; carboxylic acid metabolic process
Cellular component (GO): endoplasmic reticulum
Molecular function (GO): pyridoxal phosphate binding; sphinganine-1-phosphate aldolase activity
Source: RefSeq, a predicted model, not a curated record
AUGGCGGUCAAGGCAGCCAAGCGCAAGGAGUCGCUGAUCGGAUCAAUCCGCGGGACUCUACUGACAUAUGACAAUCUGCGAACGUACUACUUCACAAAGUCGUAUCGCCACUUGCGAGCAAGAGGCGUCGCUCCAACACUUCACGAUGGCUAUCUCUGGCUAGCAAAGUCUGUCUUCAGUCUUGUGCUGUCUACACCGCCAGCGCGAAGGAAGGUCAAUCAGCAGCUACAGGCGGCCGAAGACGACAUCAUCGCCAAAGUCGCGCCCAAGCAUGAAGGGCUCUCUUCUAAUGCUACGCUACCUCACCAUGGCAUGCCGAAAGACUGGGUAGAGGGCGAGCUGGAGAAGAUGGAGCAACUCAAAGCGACAAAGUGGGCCGAUGGGCGUGUCUCGGGCGCCGUCUAUCACGGUCACACUGAAGGCGAGAUUGGUCAAGUGAUACAACAAGCGAUGGCGCGCUUCAUUCUCACCAAUCCACUCCAUCCCGAUGUGUUUCCCGGCAUUCGCAAGAUGGAAUCCGAAGUCGUCAAGAUGUGCCUCGCCAUGUACAACGCAGACGAGAACGGCGCAGGCACGACUACCAGCGGUGGCACAGAGAGUAUCCUCAUGGCGUGCAAAGCCUACCGCGAUUGGGCAAAAGCUACAAAGGGCGUCACGGAGCCAGAGAUGAUCAUUCCUGUGUCUGCGCACGCGGCCUUCUCCAAAGCAGGCGAUUACUUCGGUAUCAAAGUUCACACCAUCUCCGUUGAUCCCGUUUCGCGCAAGGUCAACGUCAAGCAGGUCAGACGCGCCAUCAACAAGAAUACAAUCAUGCUGGUCGGAUCUGCGCCCAACUUUGGCGACGGCAUCAUCGACGACAUACCUUCUCUGGCUGCACUUGCGCUCAAGCACAGGCUCGGUCUGCAUGUGGAUUGCUGCCUCGGUUCAUUCCUGGUGCCUUUCCUCGACAAGGCCGGCUUCCCGAGCGAGCCUUUUGACUUCCGUGUCAAAGGCGUCACGAGUAUAAGCUGCGACACCCACAAGUAUGGCUUUGCGCCCAAGGGCAGUUCGGUCGUUCUCUACCGAAACAAAACAUAUCGCAAGUAUCAGUAUUACAUCAUUACCGACUGGCCAGGAGGCGUCUAUGCGUCACCCUCGAUUGCAGGCUCGAGACCUGGUGCACUGAUCGCAGGUGCAUGGGCAGCGAUGAUGUAUAUGGGCCAAUCGGGUUAUGUCGAAUCCUGUCAACAGAUCGUUGGUGCCGCGAAGCGUAUCGAAUCAGCUAUUCGCACCCAAGUACCCGAGCUGCACAUUCUAGGCAAGCCACUCGUCAGCGUUGUUGCGUUCGAUUCCGACGUCGUCGACAUCUACGAAGUCGGAGAUCGAUUGGGCAAGAGAGGCUGGCAUCUGAAUGCACUACAGAACCCGCCCGCUUUGCAUAUCUGCUGCACCCGACUUACCGUUGCUGCCGUCGAGGACCUGAUCGCCGACAUCAAAUGGGCAGUGCAAGAAUCAAAGUCUGCUGGGCCCGGCAAAGGAGACAUGGUCACCUUAUAUGGAUUGGGCCGCUCGACUGUCGUCGGACCUGGGUUGGUGGCAGAGAUGGCCUCGAGAUACAUCGACACGCUCACACACUUUGCGGGCUGA